AUGGAUCCGUUACCAAAACAAAAUGACGAUACAGAUCUCUUGACUGCUAUGAUGGCAGGUGCCACAGCUGGUGCCUUCCAGACGGCGGCAACUUAUCCAUUUGAGUAUCUCAAAACCACCUCCCAAAUUAAAAACCAGGUAUUAAUGCUAAAACCCCCAGUUGAAGCAAUGAAUUCGAUUUCAAUCCGACCAAUGUACACAGGUUGUGCGGUUCUUGCAACUGGUAAUGCAUUGAAGGCAGCUACACGUAUGUGCCUUUUCAAUUCGUUUUCACACUUCAUGGCCACAGAGAACGGUUCUACUACAGCCCCUCGUAUCGUGGUGGCAGGACUGAUGACAGGAUUCGUCGAAACUUUGUGGGUAAUUCCGUUUGAAAAUAUCAAGACUAGGAUGAUUGAGAAUCGUAUGUAUCGUGAGGGGAUGGAGAUGAAUAUGGCCAAGGCUGUGGACGUGCGUGCGUCACCUUCGUCUCCUUUGAAAACCUCGAAAAGAGCUCGCACUGCGGAUAGCUCUUUCACUACAAGGGCUAGACACAUUUCGGAUACUCGCCUCAAAGCACUAAAAUACUACGCCAAAAAUCCUUCUAUCACUUUUCCAGCUGUGGUAAAGGAGAUAUACAGUACCCAAGGUUUAAGGGGGUUUAAACAAGGCUCGCUAAUCACUAUAUUCAGACAAUGCAUGAACAGUAUGGUGUGGUAUUCCACCUUCAGUUCUCUGCAACAAUUGAUUGAUCCCAACAGGGACUCCAUCUCUGAACUUGAACUUUUGGGAAUGGGAUUCGCCUCUUCAUGCGCUGUUGUUGCUACUACUCAGCCUUUGGAUCUUGUUAAAACAAGAAUGCAAACCAAAAACUAUCGUCUUUUCUACAGAGACCUGAUGACUUGCGUUUUUAAAGUGUUUGUUGAGGAGGGCCUCAGGAAAUUCUGGUGUGGUUGGUUCCCUCGACUCAUCAAGGUGAGCUGUAGUUCUUCGGUUACGCUUAUUACCUAUGAAUAUACUGUAAAGGGAAUUCAGAAACUCAAGACUAUGAAACCUUUUUCCGCCUCAUGA
This is a messenger RNA of Brettanomyces nanus, 1050 nucleotides long. RefSeq lists its product as uncharacterized. Gene Ontology annotation, biological process: mitochondrial citrate transmembrane transport. The transcript has a single exon. The record is from RefSeq and is a predicted model, not a curated record. NCBI's taxonomy places the organism in Eukaryota, Fungi, Ascomycota, Pichiomycetes, Pichiales, Pichiaceae. Bases 1 to 1050 code for a protein of 349 amino acids.